This is a messenger RNA of Episyrphus balteatus (marmalade hoverfly), 3086 nucleotides long. RefSeq names its product TNF receptor-associated factor 6 (gene Traf6). The transcript has a single exon. Lineage: Eukaryota; Metazoa; Arthropoda; Insecta; Diptera; Syrphidae. The record is from RefSeq and is a predicted model, not a curated record. Gene Ontology annotation, molecular function: ubiquitin-protein transferase activity; metal ion binding; protein binding. The coding region runs from base 172 to 1407 and encodes 411 amino acids. Gene Ontology annotation, biological process: protein K63-linked ubiquitination; positive regulation of JNK cascade; tumor necrosis factor-mediated signaling pathway. Gene Ontology annotation, cellular component: plasma membrane signaling receptor complex.
CAAAUAAAAGUCAAAAUACAAACACCCACACAAGGAUACACAAUCAAUUUAUUUUUCACUUAAAUUUUCUUUCUUCAAUUUCUAAUUAUAAUUAAUUUUAUGUUUAGUUUAUUAUUCACAAAAAUCUAUUAACUAUAAGCUAUAAUAAAAUUGAGUUAAUCAUCUCUAACAAUGUCUUCAUCACCAACUCCUCUAUCUGAAACAAAACACACAUCAAAACCUACUUCCAAUGAACGUACCACAUCUACAUCAUUUUCUUCUGCUUUAAUCGAUGACCCAGCCUCACAAGUAGAUGCUCGCUACGAAUGUCCAAUUUGUAUUCAUUGGCUAAAUGAACCUGUCUUAACAUCGUGUGGUCAUAGAUUCUGUAAAUCAUGUAUCGAAUCGUGGCUACAAAACGAAAAUCAAUGCUGUCCCCUUGACAAUAAGAAAUUAUCCACUGAACAUGAUGUUUUUCCAGAUAAUUUUACUCGCCGUGAAAUCGAUCAAAUCAAAUGGAAAUGCCCAAAUAGUCCUCUUGGUUGUAAUUGGAUAUCUUCACCGAUUGAAGUUGAUAAACAUUUGUUAGAAUGCUCAUAUCAACUACCAUCGCCUGUUGAAAAAAGAUGUCCCUUCGUAUCUGUCAAUUGUCCAUUUAUGGCCACAGAAGAUGGUCUUGGUGUCGGAGAACACAUCCGCCAAGAUAUGCAACAACAUAUGAAUCUACUUUUGGAAGCUAUGCAAAAGCAUUCACUCGCACAAUGGAAUCCACCCCAGAAAACAUUCAAUAAUGGACAUUUGGCAUCUGCUCUGCCCCCACCACCAGCUCAAUAUGCUAACGAAGCUGAUGAGAACUUAAUCACAGCGAUGUACCAAAGAAUUGUAGUUUUGGAACAGCGAUGUCGAGAGCAAGAUGUUAAGAUUGAAAAUCUCACCAAACAAUUGGUGGCACGUGAAAAAUGCGAUCACUCCAUUGACCCACGAUAUAGCAAUGGAGUGAUUGUAUGGCAAAUCUCAAACUUUACUUCUUUGGUUGAACAAAUGCAAUCAAAUGCUAAUAUGCGAUUUUAUAGUGGCGAAUGUUAUACAUCGCCAAAUGGGUAUAAAUUUUGUGCCCGUAUCAAUGCUCACAAAAGGGAACAUUUAAGUUUACAUGUACAUUUGAUGCAUUCGGAAAAUGAUUAUCAUUUGGAUUGGCCAUUUAAUGGACGUUUGAAAUUUUGUAUGGUUCAUCCGAAGAACCAACAACUCUCCCAGCAUGACACAAUAAUGUCAAAAUCUGAUUUUCUAGCAUUCCAUCAACCAAAAGAGCGCAUGAGCCCGAGAGGAUUUGGAUUUUUGGAAUAUGCGCAUAUCACAGAGAUAUUCCGUAAGGGAUUUAUUGAAAACGAUAGACUGGUCAUUAAGAUACAAAUAAAUAUUGUUUAAGGAAUGUAAGUGAAUUCAGUUGUGAAAUAUGUCGAUGAGCCAAAUUACAAAACAAAUUUAUCUAGGCAGGUAUAUAUUUUUUUUUUUUUUUGAUAUUACAAAAUAUUUAUUGUAUGAAUUUUUGAAACCUUUUUUGAAAUUAUUUUAAAGCUCUACAAACGAGUAUAAUAUACAUGGAAUAUGUAUAAAAAAUAUUAAAAUAAGUUUUCUAAUCUAUCUCUUCUUCAAUACUAUAAUUCAAGGCAGUGGAAGGAAACUUUGAGUUGUUUUAACAUAAUCAAAAAACAAAGUUCAAAAAAUCUUAUUUGUAUUAUUGCACCAGAAAUAUUUUGGUCGCUUCUAUCCAGCUGCUCCCACAACAACUAUAUGGAGCUUAUAUCCGAUGUUUGCGGCAGCCAUUAUCAUUGAAACCGGCUUAUUCCGUGUUGUAUUUAUAUCGUUAUUCGGGUUUCUCCUAUUUCGUUUGCUUGCCGUUACUUUAAACAGAUCCUCCUGUUUAGUUGUGAUGAUCGUGACCAGUCAAGAAAUGGGAUAAACAGCAAAGAUCUAAAGACGCUUCACUGCUGCAUACCACUUUAACUGGGAACUCUUCGGGGACUCCUGCUGGGCAUCUGACCUUCGUCUUACUUUAACAUCCGUGGAUUCCGGAACCCUUCGCUGUCUUAUAUCUCGUGGUUGUCCAUCGAAUGCGUUUUCGAAAUCAACUAGCACAAUAUGCAAAUCAAUUGAGAAAUGACUAUGUGUUAUCGCAGUUUCGUAGAUCUCUUUUCCCUUUGAAAAGGAAGCUUUCUCUCCACUAAAAAGUCUUAAGCUACCUAGAUCCGAUGCCGCUAAUAUUUUUCCAGAACUCAGAGGGUAUUUCGAGUGGACUAAUGGUUUUUUUUCUUUAAAUUUUUCACCGUCACGCUAACUUUUUCGACUGUGACCACUGGUACUUCUUCUAAAUUAAGUUCGGAACUUAGAAGGUAUAUCCUGACAAAAUGCUCACUUAAAGACCAGUCACAAUACAGUCGCCACCAGUAAAGAAUUUCAUCAUCUUCUACAAGUAUGUAGUUGGCCUAAAACAUCGUUAAUCGCUAUUUGGUGAGCGUUCUUUCUUCUUUGAGCGGCAAUUUUAAAGAACAGCAGCCGGAUCAGAUAUUUCACUAAGCUCGCGAUACAUGCUUUCCGUACUCUCUGCUUUCUGUUGGGAACAUUUCUUUUCGCUUCAAUAUGUACAAGUAAGAUGUUAAAGAAAUUGGUGCAAACGAAAAGCACAGAGUUUAAGGCUGUGAUGUUGUUCACCCAUCUCGUCCUUAUACUAUCAUAGGCGACUCAAUUCGACUAUAAAUCACAGUUUGAACAAUAUUAAUGCUUCAUUGGAAAAGUUGGACAACAAUGCCUACUCAAAAUAUCGUUACGAUAUACUUCCUGUCGCCUCCCAUCUCAGAAUAGAGCUGAAUAAAGGGAAUGCAUAGUUUCACUUUACAACUAAAUGUUGGCUCUACGUGCUUAAAAAAAACUUGGAAAAGUGUUUAUAUACAAGGGUUUUCCAAAAUUCAGUCAAAAACCUAAACUUAAACUGAUCACAACCAAUUGAUUAAUAAAACAACAAAGAUUUUUCUUCCAUUGCCAUAUAAAAAAAAAAAAAACGUACAAUAAAUACAAUUUAGACAAAAGACCAUUCCAGAAUAAUUAUU